UUUUCGUUCGUAAAGUCGAUCGUAUGUUAAUAAAAUGGUGAUUUUACUCGUUAAACGUGCCAAUGAGAAUCAAUUCCUUUACGAAACCAGCGUCGAUAAGUCCGUUGAUGAUGUAGUGAAGGAUAUUACUGCAAUAUUCAACGGUAGAUUAAAAGUGACACGUAUUUGCUAUGAAAUGGAAGAAUUGCAGAAGCAUGGAACUUUCCAGCCAAUAGAAAUGCAAGGAUUGACUGAAGAACAGAUAAUAGAACUGAAACUGGAAGAUCCUUGGGCUAAGAAGUGUGCGCCGCAGGAUUAUAUCGUACAAAAGGACGAAAUGGGUCGCCGCUGUGGCUUCGCCCCGCCCACUCAUUUGCAACAAGUGCUCAAGAAAGCUAUGGAAACAGCCAAAGAGAUGAUAAGCAAAAAGCGGGUAGACCUACGUCAAUGUCUUACUCAAAAAGACGUGGCAAGAGCACUCGAUGAGCUUCGGGGAGCUACCAAAAUCGUCUUCCCAGCUGGUCUACCACCACACGAUCCAGUAAGAAUGGAACUGGAUAAUGUGGAAGAUUUAACUGGAACCCACGCAGCUAAUGAAGUCAUUGACCCAUCAAGAGCAUGUUUGUGGGCUUGUGGGAAGAAGUUUAUCAGUGGGAAUAAAUUAAGCGAUCAUUUGGGUAAAAAUGACAAGACUAAAGUUACCGUCAAGCUAUGCUCUACUUCUGAAGGUGCUCCAGGAAGAGAACCGGUGAUGAGUGAAGAAGAGAGAAAGCAAUUGAUGCUGCACGCGUACAGAAAGCAAGAGGAGUGGAAGAAGUUGGAACAAGAUGAUGAUGACAGCUACUUGGACUCAAAGUGGGCUGAUGGGAAGAAUCUUAAGAGGCAGUUCCAUGGUUUGGAUAAUAUUGCUUGGAGACCUGGAAUGAAGAAUUAGUGUACCUUGAUGAUUAG
Messenger RNA from Papilio machaon (common yellow swallowtail), 930 nucleotides. Its product is annotated as cilia- and flagella-associated protein 298-A. The record is from RefSeq and is a predicted model, not a curated record. Bases 35 to 913 code for a protein of 292 amino acids. Gene Ontology annotation, biological process: regulation of cilium movement. The transcript is spliced from 4 exons. NCBI's taxonomy places the organism in Eukaryota, Metazoa, Arthropoda, Insecta, Lepidoptera, Papilionidae.